CAAUAACAUCCACAAGAAGAGAUGGGCAAGCCUAAGCCAAGCAAGAAGGCCCUAGGGAAACGCAAGGCUCCGCCUGCGCCAGCGGGAAACGCGGCGAAGAAGGCCAAAGGAGCCAAAGUCAGCGCCCUUGAUGACGAGCGCGGGCAGGACCGCGGCGGAAGGCCGAAGCGCAAGCCUGAUCAGCCGAAGAAGGUCAAGCUGCGUGACCAGAAGCUCAUUCCGGUACCGCGGACGGACUACGCCAGUGCGAGCGACGACGAGCUCAGUGACCUAGGCGAGGACGAGGAACUUGAGAUUGAUGCGGCCGCUGCCUUCUCAAAGCUCGACCCAACCAUGCUCUCCCGCACGCGCAAGGAGACGAAACGAAUCCAUGCGCUCGAGAAAGAGCGCGACGAGAUGCCUGUUGCCAGGAAGAAGCGAGCGCCCAGCGUGUCCUCGAUCUCGGACAUUUCCGACUACGACUUCGACUCCGAGGUUGAACUGAGCGACGAGGAUCGGUCGGACGUCGACUUUGGCUCAGAGGGCGGCUCUGAUUUGGGCGAAGAAGACGACUCGGACGUGUCGGACCAGGACGGGCUCAACGACGAGUACGAUGGCCUGUCUGAUCUCAGCUCGGACGAGGAAGAGGAGGACGUGCCGCGGCGCAAGCGACGCGCCAAGUCCGAAGAGGCCGAGUACGAGACGACAGGGCGCGCGCGCUGGGCUAAGAAGGAGGAGGAGGAAGCGGACAGCGUCGAGGUCGGCCGCCUGCCUAUCAAGCUGCCGACAGGUGAGGUGCAACUCGUUGAGGGGACGACGCGAGUGGCGCUACCUCCGAGCAAGAAGCCCAAGAAGCCCGAGCCGGAGAGCGAGACGGAGGAGGAAGAUGAGAGCGAGUCAGAGGGCUCUGAUGACGGGCGUGACGCGGCGCGCAUGGCCGCGCAGCCUGGACGCUUUGGACGACUCAACAUCGGCGACAUCGUCAGCGCGCCGUGGAAGAAUGCGCAGCGCUUGGAAGCGGCCAAGGAACAGCUUGCAGCUCUCGGUGCUGAGGCCAUGGGAGGCGGUGAGCUGGUCGACAUCGCGCCUACUCUGACACGCCUGUCGACGUUCGCCCUUCCCUCGGUGGCCGCUACGGAUGGCGAAGGAUCGUUGCCCAUUCCGAACUCGAUUCGUGCACUUGCGUUCCUCUCGCAGCUCGCCGUGUUCAAGGAUAUCAUUCCCGGCUACAGCAUCCGACCCCUCACAGCACAAGAAGAGGCCGAGAAGGUCCGUGACGAGGUUCGCCGUCAGCGUGAGGGCGAGAAGAUGCUCGUGCGCAACUACAAGAGCUAUCUCAGGAUGCUCGAGGUGGAGAUCAAGCGCAAGACGCCUCUUUCGCCCGUCGCACUCAAGUGCAUGUCCGACCUGCUCUCAUCGGUGCCUCACUUCAACUUCUCGAGUGCGAUCAUGGCGACGCUCGUCGCCCGCCUCGGCAGGCGGUCAUGGGAUGAGCAGUCUGACUUGAUUCUGAGCACAUUUGUUAGCGUCUUCAAGCAGGACGUGUCUGCAACAUACUCGCAGGCGCUUGUCCGUCUCAUUGCGCGCAUGAUCAAGGAGCGCAAGUUCCAGGUGCAUCCAAAUGUGCUCUCGUGUCUGCUGCAUUUGCGUCUGCGCACCGAGCUCAACCAAAUGCAGGACGGCAAGAAAAAGAAGAAGGGCGCCCGACGGCCUGCGGGGCCAGAGAAGAAGUACAAGAGCGAGGUGCGAAAGAAGUGGCAGACCAAGAACCAGCGCAAGAAGGAGAAGGAGAUGAAGGAGAUCGAGCGCGAGAUGGCCGAGGCCGAGGCCGAGGUUGAUGAGGAGGAGCGCGCCCAGGUGCAGACCGAGACGCUCAAGAACCUCUUCGUGCUCUACUUUUCGAUCCUCAAGUUCCCCGGGAAGAGCGCCCUGCUGCCCGCCGCGCUGGAAGGUCUCUGCCAUUUCACACAUCUCAUCAACAUCGACUUCUUCCGCGACCUGCUCCAGGUUCUACGCAAGAUAAUCGCAGAUGGAAAGGCGGAGGAAGACGAGGAUCUCGACCCCGUCGGCCAGACGCAGCGUGUGCGCAUCCGCAUGCUCGGCAUCGUCACCGCAUUCGACUUGCUGUCGGGGCAGGGUGAGGCGCUGAACAUCGACCUCGGCGACUUUGUCAAUGAGCUGUACGCACUCCUGCGCCCGCUUGCCCUUGACACGGGCGUCGAGGACCCGCCCCUCCUGACGGCUGCGACCGCCGCUGCGGCAGCACAGCAGAAGAAGGCGGGCGCGGCGCGGGCGACAUCGGAACGCCAGCCCGCCCACACGCUGAGUACUUCGGAUCUCCUUUUCCGCUGCCUCGAGGCCAUUUUCUUCCCACGCUGGGGCCGCACUCCGCCCCUCCGCGCGGCCGCAUUCGGCAAGCGGCUAUGCGAGUGCGCGCUCACGUUCCCGCCCGCGACGGCGCGCGAAACGCUCGCAUUUGUGCGCCGCCUCGCGUCAAAGGAGCCAAAGCUGGCCAACCUUCUUGACACUGAGGAGCGCACCUUUGACGGCGUGUACCGCCCUGAGAUCGACGACCCGCAGCUCGCCAAUCCCUUCACGUCGAGCCUGUACGAGCUCGAGACGCUUGCUCAGCGCCACUGGGAGCACAAGGUGCGCGCCGAGGCCAAGCGUGUGCGCGACGCCCAGUUUGUGUAAUUGCUGCAGGCUGCAGGUUGCGACAGUCGCUCAAAGGUGUUCGCGCCACGGGGCCAGCUGCUCGUGGAAGCGGACUUUGAAUGUGCCAUCGUGCCAUUAGCUUUCAUGGGAACAGCUCGGCAACAUGAUCCCAGGAUUUUGGCUUGCGGGACUGAGCGGCCUGACACGGACAAGGCAUACGGGUUUUUGGGAUGAGAGGGGAAAUUGAGGCACAAGCAACGCGUCGAUUAAGGGCAGGGGUAGGCGGCGCGGGCGCGACGACAAGGGCAGCCGGGGCAGUACGUAGCAUACAGCAUGCCGAGCAGCGCUGUGUUGUUUGGACGUGCAGAUGGACAUGUAUGUAUCCAAGUAC
Messenger RNA from Cutaneotrichosporon oleaginosum, 3025 nucleotides. RefSeq lists its product as uncharacterized. Gene Ontology annotation, cellular component: nucleolus. Lineage: Eukaryota; Fungi; Basidiomycota; Tremellomycetes; Trichosporonales; Trichosporonaceae. Gene Ontology annotation, molecular function: chromatin binding. The record is from RefSeq and is a predicted model, not a curated record. Gene Ontology annotation, biological process: DNA replication initiation.